GGAAAUUUGAAUGUUAAUGCCCGACUUGAUGAGAUUGUCUGCCGGUGAGGGCACGUCACGAACUCAGGUACAGGUGAGCCCGCCAGCCGACACUUCCAUCGUCUUCCUGCCGCCGCCAUCUUGUGCUCCAAACGAUAUGAACUACAUUGUGCAGGACACCAUCCAAGAACUACGGGCAGAAAUGCAGCAAGUCCUGACCAACACCAUCGACCAACUCUCUCUCACACACGACCCGAACUACGGCGGUCUUACAGCAGGGGAUUCCUACAACUAUGCACGGGACUGGCAACAGAAGUCUGCAGGGUGGUACUAUCCGUACUUCCAUGACUACAGUUUUCCGUGCCAUGAGAAGUACUCAGGCGGCGGCCCGGAGUUUCCAGGCGACCAUCCUGUGAUCGUGAACCCGAGGACUUUCUCGCCUGUCUCUCAGCCGUACCCGUGCGGCGUCAGGACGGGGAUGUACACCGACUCCGUCCCAGGCGGUGUCCGUGCAACCACCGGGCACAUGCAGCAUGGACACAACUACAACUCCAUAAACCAGGACAACAACGCACACAUGAAGUACAGGAACGACUUCGUGGGUUACGGCUCCGCGUCCAGCGGCAGCCCGAGCCCGCCCUCCGAAGCCAGCCCUCGGUACAGCGGCUUUGCCGACUCGCCGUCAGCUAACCGGCUACAGGGAUGUUCUGCACAAGACUCGGAGGACGAUGAGUUUUUUCCGAAGCCUCCCUACUCGUACAGCUGCCUGAUCGCGCUGGCCAUGAUGAAGAGUAGAACCGGCAACAUGCCCGUCACGGAGAUAUACAGCUUCAUCAGGGAGCACUACCCUUACUUCAAAACAGCGCCGGAUGGCUGGAAAAACUCAGUCCGGCACAACCUGUCACUGAACAAGUGUUUCCUGAAGAUCGAGCCGUCCCAGGCCGACCCGAACCGCAAGGGCUGUCUGUGGGCGCUGCACCCGGACAAGGUGGACAAGAUGAUGUCUGAGGUCCGUAAGUGGAAGAAGAAGGACCCGGAGGCCAUCAGGAGGAGCAUGGCGUAUCCCGUGGAUUUUCAUUACGACGGCUGUACCCCGUCGUCCUCGGGUAGCCCGUCUCCCGUGCCGUCCCCGGCCGAGGUGUGCCGGGGGCCCGCCCGGUCCCCGCCCGAGUCCUGUCGGGGCCCCGCCCAGGAGCCGGCGGCGUCCCACCCCGCAGCCGACCGCCAGCCGUACGUCGGCUACGUGGGGAACCGGCCUGACGACGCCUGCCUCAGACACAACGGCUACACCACACAGUCGUACAACCACAGCCAGAGUGCGCCCUCCCCAACUGCGCCGUCACCAGCUGACAGCAGCACGCAACCGUCUCCGGAAGGGAAGACCGCAUCGCCAGGAGGAGGCACGCCCGAUCAGACGCCGGACAGUUGGAUCAUCGUGCAGGGCGACCCGCUCAUGUACUCAGCAGCGUACUCAGUACACGAGCCGGCCUACAGCUUUAACCAGGGCCACUUCUACAACUCAGGAGCACCACUAACUCUGUACUAACUAGUAGAUAGACUUGACUGGUCUUGUAUAUAACCGUAUUAUUUAUCAACAACGUAGUUUAGCCGUAGUGGUAGUUUAGAAGUAGAAACUUAGUAUAGAUUUGCCAUGUAAAUAUGUAACCUUUCUUUAUGUAUAUUUGUACAGAAGGGCUUUUUUGUCAUUGUUCAGACGGCUAAAGAGUGACUGACAAUGACUUUGUCUUCGCCUAGACGCUCGCCAUGGCCUCUGUGAGAUAUUCUACCAUUGGAGAAAAUUCCCCAGCGAUUGUGAAUGAAUAGAUUGCAUGAAGUACAGACCCCUAACUCCUAAACCUGUGCCAGCAUUUACCAUAACCAUUAACGAUCUUGAAAAUCAACUAAAAUUUAAAAUCAUUAUUCGCUGGGCAGUCUGAAUGGUAGAGUAUCACAAUUUGGUCACGAGGUCUGCACGUAUCGCAUAGCUUCAUGGGAAUUCAACAGACCUUUCACCUUUGGGACAUCACAAGGGCAAACCCAAGGUCAAAUCUCAAGGUCAAAUCCCAAGGUCGAAUCCCAAGGGCAAAUCCCAAGAAGGCUCAAAGGAUGCCUAUGAUUCCUAAGUGCUAUGCCAAUAGGCGCAGGAAAAAGCGUCCUUUCAUUUUGUGCAAAAGGGCGAGCUGGUGAAAUUUUCUUUGUAUAAACGUGUAAAAAGUGUGCAGAAAAGAGACGGAGUUGCUUUAUUUUUGUAUCCCAUGUAAAACUUUGAAACUUUGUGAGUCAAAAAGUACCCAUAUAUUUUUCCAUUGUGUGUGAAUUUAUCGUGCUGUAAGUGCAAUACUUUUUUUACGGUGCAAUCCAGCUUUUUUUUGGAUUGAGAAACAGCUGACUUAACACACUAUGCUAGCACUG
Branchiostoma belcheri (Belcher's lancelet) is the source of this 2391-nucleotide messenger RNA. Its product is annotated as forkhead box protein N1-like. Gene Ontology annotation, molecular function: DNA-binding transcription factor activity, RNA polymerase II-specific; transcription cis-regulatory region binding. NCBI's taxonomy places the organism in Eukaryota, Metazoa, Chordata, Leptocardii, Amphioxiformes, Branchiostomatidae. The record is from RefSeq and is a predicted model, not a curated record. Gene Ontology annotation, biological process: regulation of transcription by RNA polymerase II.